Messenger RNA from Cyphomyrmex costatus, 735 nucleotides. RefSeq lists its product as uncharacterized. Gene Ontology annotation, cellular component: plasma membrane. Gene Ontology annotation, molecular function: olfactory receptor activity; odorant binding. Gene Ontology annotation, biological process: sensory perception of smell; detection of chemical stimulus involved in sensory perception of smell. Bases 1 to 735 code for a protein of 244 amino acids. The transcript is spliced from 4 exons. The record is from RefSeq and is a predicted model, not a curated record. NCBI's taxonomy places the organism in Eukaryota, Metazoa, Arthropoda, Insecta, Hymenoptera, Formicidae.
AUGACCGAUUGGAUGACUUCUACGAGCGACUGGGAACGAAAUACUAUGCUGAAGAUUGCAAAACGUGGCAGAAGUUUAUCGUUUAGAUGUUGUUUGUCCGCGGCGGGCUUGAAUAUAUUUUACCUUUCUUUGUAUUUAUUAAGGUUCUUUAAAAAUAUAAACCAGCCUCAACGGAACCUCGUCUAUCGAUUAGGAAAUCUUCAAAGAAGCCCAUUCUACGAAAUCACCUAUUUUAUCCAACUAUCCGGAGGAACAUAUUCAAUUCUCGCUAAUUACACUAUCGACAGCUUUGUUUCGAUACUUGUGCUACAAGUGUGUGCACAACUAAUAAAUCUACGGACAACGCUGAACAAUCUGGUCAAUGAAUUAGUCAGCAAAUCUAUAUCUUCCUCAAGAUUUAGAAAAGGUUUAGCUGCGAUCGCUGUACGACAUGAUCAUCUCAUCAGUAUGUAUGCAUACUGCUACUCAGCUGAAAGACUGAUGACAGAAAGCACCAAAAUGACAUACGGCGUGUACGAAUGUAAGUGGUACGACAUACCUCCGAAACACGCGAAAGACUUAAUGUUCAUUAUAUGUCGGUCUAGGAUUCCCCUUAGAUUGACGAUUGGAAAAUUCGGAAUAUUUUCGUUAGAGAUGUUCGGAAAAGUAAGAUGCAUUUAUAAGAAGAAAAUAUAUUACUUUAUUCUGAAAACAUCGAUGGGAUACUUAUCAGCGUUGCUAGCAAUGAGAGAAUAA